AUGGGAAAGCGCAAGAGUUCGUCGAAGCCUCAGGGCCCCAAGAAGAAGGAUCCCCUCCCAACCAAAUUCACAUGUCUUUUCUGCAACCACGAGGACUCCGUAGCUGUUAAGCUGGAUAAGAAGGCGGGUGUCGGUUCGCUGGACUGCAGAGUGUGCGGUCAGAUGUUUCAAUGCAGCAUCAACUACCUCUCGGCUGCCGUCGAUGUAUACGGUGAAUGGGUAGACGCCGCAGGUGGGCCCCCCCUUGUUGGAGAGCAGAUUCACAAGUACGAUGAUGCGGUUGCCAAAGAAGCACCAGCCGGUGGAAGUGGCCUGAACAAGACUUCUGGUACCCGGCGCGCACCUCCGAGCCGACCGGUGAACGACGACGACGAUGAUGACAGAAGAUACGGAGGCGAGGGCAUUGAUGCAGAUGACGAUGAUUACUAG
Molecule: messenger RNA, 429 nt
Organism: Colletotrichum chrysophilum
Lineage: Eukaryota; Fungi; Ascomycota; Sordariomycetes; Glomerellales; Glomerellaceae
Exons: 4
Coding region: 1-429 (142 amino acids)
Biological process (GO): transcription elongation by RNA polymerase II
Cellular component (GO): transcription elongation factor complex
Molecular function (GO): RNA polymerase II complex binding
Source: RefSeq, a predicted model, not a curated record